Messenger RNA from Asparagus officinalis (garden asparagus), 1289 nucleotides. RefSeq names its product magnesium transporter MRS2-F-like. The transcript is spliced from 6 exons. Gene Ontology annotation, biological process: magnesium ion transport. Lineage: Eukaryota; Viridiplantae; Streptophyta; Magnoliopsida; Asparagales; Asparagaceae. Gene Ontology annotation, molecular function: magnesium ion transmembrane transporter activity. Bases 25 to 1110 code for a protein of 361 amino acids. The record is from RefSeq and is a predicted model, not a curated record.
GAGGAGGUCGGCAAGCACUCGAUCAUGAAGAGGACGGGGCUCCCCGCGCGUGACAUGCGCGUGCUCGACCCCCUGCUUUCUUAUCCUUCGACGAUUCUGGGGAGAGAGAGGGCGAUCGUUAUCAAUCUCGAGCAUAUCAAGGCGAUUGUUACCGCGGCCGAGGUGCUGGUACCUAACUCGAAGGAUCCUAUGGUGGGGCCCUUUGUUCAGGAUCUGAGGGUUAGGGUUUCGAGCUCUGAUGGCGCGCAUCACCACGGUAUGGAAUCCAGUGACGUCAGUAGUGAGGCUAGGUCUAAGGCUACAUCAUCCUGGCCUUCGUUUCCCAGUCAUCAUGUCGCAGGAAGACAAGGAACAGGGAUUACCAGGCCACAUGCUACAUUCCCCAACGUACCAAGUGGUGAAAUUCCAGAAGGGAGUUCUGCUCCUGCAUCCAGUUCCCGAAAAGACGGGGCCGCCAAAGUGUUGCCCUUUGAGUUCAGAGCACUUGAAGUAUGCCUUGAAUCAGCUUGCAGGUGCCUGGAAUCUGAGACAUCAACAUUGGAGAAAGAGGCCUAUCCCGCUUUAGAUGAGUUGACUUCAAAACUCAGUACACUCAACCUUGAGCGUGUCAGACAACUAAAGAGUCGCUUGGUUGCGAUAUCUGGCCGUGUCCAAAAGGUAAGUGAUGAACUUGAGCAUCUGUUGGAUGAUGAUAUGGAUAUGGCUGAGAUGUACUUGUCAGAGAAGCUUUCUCGUCAGCUGGUUGGUGAAAGGUCAGCAAAAGUCAAUAUUGAUGGUGAGGAACUUGAGCAGGAUGAUGAUAGCUUAUUCUUUUGGAUAAAGCAGUUACCACUCAGGGAGUACGUAGAUGACACCGAGGACUACAUCAACAUCAUGCUUGAUGACAAGCAGAACCAACUGCUGCAGAUGGGAGUGAUGUUGAGCACAGCGACACUGGUACUCACCGCAGGCAUCGUGGUGGUGAGUCUAUUCGGAAUGAACAUCUCGAUCAGCCUCUACGAUGCACCUAAUAUCAAAUUCUGGCAAACUACUUUUGGUACCGUCGGAGGUUGUGUAGGUCUCUAUAUCAUUGCUAUGGGAUGGGGUAAGAAGAGUGGCUUUCUACAAUGAUGAUAGUGCGAGGAACGCUUUUAUUUAUUUAUUUAUUUCUUUAUUUAUUUAUUUGGUUAUCUGAGAUUGAGGAUGAUCUGACAACCAAAUGAAGAAACAUAAAGAAAAUAACAUUUUAUGGAAAGCAGCUUUAGACCUUGUAGAUGAUAGAUUAUGGGGAAGUUUUCAAAUGAAGCUAU